AUGUCCCUAUCGUCGAGCACCUCUGCGCAGUUUGCCCCUAUUCGGAGGACACCACUGCCUUCAACACAUUCUCUUGCUACAUUGACCAACAACAAUCAUCUGAACAACAACUCUCUGGUCAGUCCGCCGCUUGAGCCCGUCUUGGAAACUACACCUCUCACCAACGGAGGACCGAAGCUAAAAAAGGCUACUGUACCGGUACCAGAUCCACGGCGACCUGUAUUCAGAGAGCAGACAGCCCCUCGUGUCCUAUCCACAACCGCCGACUAUCUUGUGAGUCACAUUUUCAGUGUCAUUCAUCGUUAA
Strongylus vulgaris is the source of this 306-nucleotide messenger RNA. The record is from the annotation of a GenBank genome assembly. Lineage: Eukaryota; Metazoa; Nematoda; Chromadorea; Rhabditida; Strongylidae.